Pangasianodon hypophthalmus (striped catfish) is the source of this 4405-nucleotide messenger RNA. RefSeq names its product adhesion G protein-coupled receptor D2 (gene adgrd2). Gene Ontology annotation, molecular function: G protein-coupled receptor activity. The record is from RefSeq and is a predicted model, not a curated record. The transcript has 26 exons. Lineage: Eukaryota; Metazoa; Chordata; Actinopteri; Siluriformes; Pangasiidae. Gene Ontology annotation, cellular component: membrane. Bases 334 to 3651 code for a protein of 1105 amino acids. Gene Ontology annotation, biological process: cell surface receptor signaling pathway; adenylate cyclase-activating G protein-coupled receptor signaling pathway.
ACACACACACACACACACAUAUACAUACACAGAAUGCUGGAAGGUGAAGAAGGAGGCAGGGAAGGAGAGGAUGAAGACAUGAUCGUGAAGAGAAGAGCUGACACUUAAAGCUGGGUAUACACACUAAUUUAUAUACUCACUCACACACACACACACACACACACAGAUACAGUAUGAAAUGGAGUCUUGGUUACACUCGUCUAUGUGACAUGAAGUCCAUUGCCAUGAGGACACUUGUACAGACAUAGACCUGUGUGUGAGCCCCAUCUGAGUUCUUUUACAAACACACACACACACACACACACACACACACGCACAAACACAGCAAGACAGAUGUGUGGCAAGAGAGACAAAGAAGCAUCUCACUACAAGGGACAGAAGACACUCCGAAACAGCCAUCGUUCUUUCUCCUAUGGGAAGAUGUCUCCCGUCCUACUGAUGGCGAUUUUGUCCAUGCUUUCUGAAUGUUUCGCCUCGAAGACAGUAGACACUUCCAGCUCUGAAAAUAUAUCAACAGAGUCGUUCCAAGAAGCAGUGUCAGAGAGGUGCAUUGUGGAUUCUGUGGCCCUUCGUAACCCUCCGUUUCAGACCUCAGAGACCGUAUUCCAGCUGGUGAAUGCUUCCUGCAGCUUCGACCAGGCUUUCCACUACUGCCAGAGCCACUUCAGCUCCCUCACCAUUCAGGGUCAGCAUGAGGAUGAAGAGGGCAUGAGGAAGGUUCUGGCUCAGUCCGGGAUGCACCGUCCGGUCUGGGUCAGAGACAGCAACAAACCCAACCCCACAUCCGCACAGAGUCUUUCCAAACAGAAUGUUGUCCUGUCAGGAUUGUCCUUCUCUGGCAGCUCUAAAGAUGGGUAUGCUCGAGUGGAGGCCUCAUUCCCACCACUGUCUGCUGUGAGCGUAUGCGUACGUGCCCAGUUCGCCCCGCACCAUGAAAAGGUGUCGACUCUGUUCUCAUACGCUGCACCCACCUUGACGAACGAAUUCCAGCUCCGCGGAUGCUUAGACAAGACCAAGAGGCAUGUCCUGCUGGCCCUCAUCAUCCACGGAAAGCACCACUCUUACAAAGCUUGGUUUCCCAACAAUGGUGACUGGCACCAGAUUUGCGUUACUUGGCGGAAAAGUGAUGGACUUUGGGAUAUUUAUGUGGACGGCGAAAAACGCGACUCAGCCUCAGACGAAAACUCAUCUCGGGAUAUCUACGGAAAUGGGAUAUUUAUUCUGGGACAGGACCAGGAUUCUUUUGGGGGGAAUUUCACUGAACCAUUUUUGGGGAACAUGACGGAUCUAAACAUUUGGAAUUCGUGGCUGGCCGAGGGACAGAUUCGGACACUGUUCACCUGUUCAUCUGCCUCAAAUCUGAGGCCGUUUUUCAGCUGGCAGGAGCGCAAUUUGACCCUCCACACUGUUGUGAAGGAGAUAUCAGGGAUGGUGCAAUGCCCUGGUUUGCUGCAGCAGAAACAGAAAGAGCAGGAUUCCUGCCGAGUUCUGAAUGACUUGAAUGGACCAAAAUACAUCACAACACCUUGCUCAAACACUCAUCCCUUCAUCUGCAAAAUCAGCAAAGACCGCUAUCUGAAGAAGAAAGAGCUGGAGGAGUCGUUGAUUUCGCACCCAAGUCCCUUCAUGCAAAACCUCAUGAAACAUGGCGUGACCACCAGCGAUAUCCUCGGCAUGCCUGAUGCAGAUGACACCUGGCCUGGAGUCUCUCAUCUGCUUAAUGUCUCUGAGUUUUAUCUGCGGGAGUCCCAGGGCCAACUGGAGAGCAGGGAUGUUCCAUCUCUGCUUGGGAUGCUGUCUCGAGUUGCCGAGCUGCCGACCACAGGCGACCAGGGCCACACGAAGGUACACGCACUCAGCCACAGCUUCAUCAGUCUGGCGGAUACGCUCAUGAAUGAGAAGAUCAUGGACAAAUGGCAGAACAUCAGUGAGGUUGUUAGUGGACCAAUGGUUGUGGUGCAGACCCUCGACCGCAUGGCGUCUAACCUCAGCCCGCUGCUCCUGGGGGGCACAGACCACGUGCAAAUAAACAGCAGCAAUAUUAGACUGCAGGUCAAACACAAGAACGUGUCUGAGAGUUCUCAUGGAGCAGAGUUCUGCAGUUUCGGCACAGCCGGUCCCACGGGUCUGGACUGCAUUUCUGUUCCACCUCAAAGCAUGCAGGAGCUCCACAAUGAGGGCUUCGGGAAAGUGACUCUGUUAAAUGCGUGGUACGGCUCCUUGAGGCCGCUUUUGAAUGGAGAGGAGAACAUCACGCUCAUCCCCAUCAGCACUGACACCUCUUUCAAAUAUAAAGGGACAGUCCUGGGCUCAUCGCUCAUUUCCAGCACAGUGAUGGCUGAUGGGAAGUUCGUCAGUCUGGGUGUGCAGUAUACACUCCGCCAUCACAAUCAGAGCACUUCAGGGAUUGUUCAUAAGCCGGUCUGUGCUUUUUGGGAUUUCGAGCUCCUGGCAGAGGAUAGAGGAGGAUGGUCAACUGAUGGCUGUGAGGUCAUUUCCUCACAAGAAGACAGGACUUCCUGUUACUGUAACCACACCACCAACUUUGCCUUGCUCCUGCAGAUUUAUGAGGUUCAGCACACCCCGGAGGAUGAGAGAGGUUUACAGAUCCUGAGCUUCGUCGGCUGUGGAGUGUCUCUGUGUGGACUGAUCUUCACCUUCAUCCUCUUCAUUGCUGUCAGUGUCCCAAAAUCUGACCGCACCACAGUGCAUAAAAAUCUGAUAGUAGCUUUGGCUGCUGCGCAGUUUCUCCUCAUCUUCAGCUACUGGGCAUCUGCUAACCAGGAGCUGUGUUUGUUGGUGACGGCUCUCCUUCACCUGUUCUUCCUGGCCUCGUUCUGCUGGAUGCUGGUUGAAGGGCUGCUGCUCUGGAGCAAAGUCGUCUCUGUGAACAUCAGCGAGGACAGAAGAAUGAGAUUCUACUACGCCCUGGGCUGGGGUUUGCCAGUUGUCAUUGUCUCUGUAACCUUGACAGUGUCGCUGAAAAAGUACAAGGCGGAGCAGCACUGCUGGCUCAACACAGAGUCUGAUAUUAUUUGGGCUUUUGUGGGGCCUGUACUGUUUGUUCUAACGGUCAACACUGUGGUCUUGUGCCGGGUCGUCAUGGUAACCAUCUCUAGUGCACGGCGCCGGGCCAAAAUGCUGGCACCAAGCUCCGCCUCCAAAUCAAAGCCCCUGGAUCUGACCUGGGCGGCGACGCGGCCUGUCUUGAUUCUGAUGCCGGUUCUGGGUCUCACGUGGCUGUGUGGUGUCCUGGUGCACCUGUCUGUGGUUCUGGCCUACCUGUUUGUUUCACUUAAUGCCUUCCAGGGUUUGUACAUAUUCCUGGUGUAUGCGGUUUACAACAGCGAGGUGCAGAACGCUAUAAAGAGAAUUCAGGAGAAGAGGAAAGCUCUGUCAUUUACUAAUUGCUCUCAGCCAAUCAGCUUCUUGCCAACUCAGAGGACCCCUGGUGCAUCAUGGGUAGACAGCUUGCCUACCCCUUCCAGCCCAGAGAGCAGUAGCUCCAGUCACAUGACCAUCUCCACAGCCAGCUCGUUCGUCAUUAAGAACGAAAGUUUUGGAAAUGACAAACCUGUAAGCUUCUCAUUAAAACCGACUUUGGAAAAUCCAGCGGUUCAGCUCAUGGCCUUCAAACCCUCAGCCUGUUGAAGACAGGACACUGGUGGACUACACAUGCAGCUGACACACACACACACACACACACACACACACACGCACACGGCGAAGCAGCUGGAGAAGAGCCGGCCUCUCCCACACUGCAGUCCCCCUCGUUCCCAGGGUUAAAGUGAAACAGUGCCGUGUGUGUGUGUGUGUGUGUGUGUGCGUGUGGGAUAAAACAGCAGACGGUGCCGAAGUUCUUCUGGGAUUCUCCUCUUCACUCUUCACAGAACUCACACUGCUGAACCUGAAGCGUAGUUAGUGUUAGGAGUGGACACACACAGCGAGUCCCACCGCGCCGUACCUUCAGACCAGACGGCUUCAGCUGUCAGUGAGACGCUUUAACCGUGACUGUAGCUGAGUAGGUUAACGUAGAUACGCUGGACUGUCACCACACACUGACGUACGACACACUGACGUACGACACACUGACGUACGACACACUUUAGUCCUGUGUGACGUGACCGUACCGACGCCUGCUUACUGGAGCAGAGCAUGACAUAGGAAUUAUUUGCAUUAGCGAGGUGUUGGUGCACAAAAAGUAGUUUAUAGAAAACUAAGUUUGUUUGCCAUUUUUUGGGUGUAUGAUCUGAGGAAACAAUAGAGAUGUGAUUUUAUUUCUGUUCCAAAUCUGAUAGAUGUAAAUUAUAUGGGGAUUUUUUUUCAAUGUCAGAAAAAAAAAUCGUGAAUUGCUUUGACAAUAAUGAAAAACACUGUAAAUAAACCUGUAACUGUAAAACUUCAA